GGGCUGCGGCAGCGGCGGGGACGUCGGCUGCCCCGUCCCUGUGCGGCACCCGGCGGGUAUUCGGAUUGGCUUUUUGGUUUUUUUUGUUUUUUUUUUGGUUUUUUCUUCUUCUCUUCCGUGGGCAGCGCUACUGGGACGCGCGGGCUCUUUUCCCGCGUGUCAGUCCGUGCGACCGCCGUCUUUGUUUCCCACCGCUCAGGCAGCUCCGCGUUGCUGUAAACGUAACCCCGCGGAUCGAAUAGGAUUUCUUUCGGAGGGAGCGCGAGGAAUAACAAGACCACAAUGAAACGUGAAGCAUUUUUACAAGUUGUGUCUAAAGAGUCAAUUGAAGACUUCUUGCGUUAUACUCAGAAUUCUUCACAGAAAAAUACAUUUGAUCCUUUUGACUUGAAUGAACUGCUUCAAGAAUUGCCAAGGAAGCAAAAGGAAGUUCUGUGGGAGAGACUGACGCAGUUAUUGACAGAGAGUUUGAUGGAGAACCCUGUGGAAACAUGGCAGAGGAUUGAAGAUGAUGAAAAUAGUGAUGGCAUGGAAGUUGAGAUAGUUCCAGAAAUGAAACAAACUGUAGCUGUGAUCCAAGGAGUGGCAGCUGUAGUUAUUGCUUCCAUACCUGCAGUGGAUGAAACUGUAAACUACAAAGCUCUUCUAGAAUGUGUUUUUAUAUUAAAUGGUAUUUGUCCCGCAUUACCUGAAUCAGAAAAAAACCUACAGGGUGCUAUCCAACAUGUAUGUGAAAUGUGGUGGGAGAAAGAACUGGAAGGGAAGGAGCAGCUAGGGAAGACUCUAUUUAUCAUUCUGCUAAAAAAAAGCCUGGAUAAAGCUGCUACGGGUGCAGAUGUAAGUCGUAUAUGGAAUCUACAUCAGACAUUACUUUGUUUUGAUUACGAUUCAGAGGAGAGUAAUCAAGUAAAGGACUUGUUGCUUCAGUGUUUUAUGAGUGUAAAAUACAUUAAAAAAGAAGAGGGAAGAAGAUUCUUGAGCUUUUUGUUCAGCUGGAAUGUAAACUUCAUUAAAAUGAUACAUGGAACUGUUAAAAACCAAUUACAGUUCUUUCCAAGGUCCUUGCUGGAAAGCAUUUCAGAAAUUUACUUCAGGGCCUGGAAGAAGGUGUCAGGAGAAUUUGUAAAGAUUCUUGAAUAUAACUGCAUUCAGGAUUUCAUGCAUCAUGGAAUUCAUCUUCCCAGAAGUUCUCCUGUUCAUUCUAAAGUUAGAGAGAUGCUGUGUUAUUUUCAUAAACAAAGUAAAGUUCAUCAAGGAGUUGAAGAAAUGCUCUAUAGAUUGUAUCAACCUAUCCUUUGGAGAGCACUGAAGGCCAGAAACUCAGAAGUUCGAUCAAAUGCAGCAUUUUUGUUUGUAGAUGCUUUUCCUGUUCGUGAUCCCAGUUUUAACACUGAAGAGAUGGACAAUGAAAUUCAAAAACAGUUUGACGAGCUUUUUAAUCUCUUAGAAGACCCUCAUCCAGUUGUCCGCUCCACAGGAAUACUUGGAGUUUCUCAGAUAUCAUCCAAAUACUGGGAGAUGAUUCCUCCAAUAAUUCUUGCUGAUCUUUUAAAAAAACUAAUUGGAGAGCUGGCAUGUGAUGUAACAUCUGCUGAUGUUCGAUGCUCUGUUUUUAAAUGCCUACCAAUAAUUUUGGACAACAAACUAAGUCAUCCAUUACUGGAACAGCUCCUGCCAGCAGUCAAACAGAGUCUUCAUGACAGUUCAGAGAAAGUGCGAGUGGCUUUUGUUGAUAUGCUGCUGAAAAUUAAGGCUACCAGGGCUGCUAAGUUCUGGAAAAUCUGUCCCGUGGAGCAUCUUCUGGCUUGUCUUGAAGUUGAUUCACGGCCUGUGUCACGACGCAUAGUGAAUCUCUUAUUCAACUCUUUCUUUCCCAUUAACCAACCCGAGGAUGUGUGGUGUGAGCGCUGUGUUACUCUAAUCCAGAUGAAUUCAGCAGCAGCUAGAAAGUUCUAUCAAUAUGCUUAUGAAUAUACUGCCCCCACCAAUAUAGCUAAAUUGAUGCUUACUAUUCGCCGCUGCUUGAAUGCCUGCAUCCAGAAAGCAGUGAAAGAGAGUCCUCAUGAUAGUGAUGAUCAUGAUGAAAGUGAAAAGGAGAAUACAAGUGUGUUGAAUAAUGUGUUGUCAAUAAAUGAUGUGGCCAGCAUGGCAAGUUUACUGGAGAUUACUGUAAUUCUCUGGAGAAGUAUCCAUAAAGCACUAGAUCACAAUGAAGAUGCCAAAGAUUAUACUAUCAGAAAAUUUGCUUCUGUCUUUCCUGAAUAUUUUAAAGUAUUUAAGGAUGAGCGUUGCAUGGCUCCAUUGGUUAUUCUGGCAUCUUUUAUGCCCCCUGCUGCUAUACCUACAUUCAGCUGUGGUGUGAUCUCCAAACUCAGAAAUCUUGACAGUGGAGCUGACCAAAGCAAAUAUUCUACCCUGAUAGACUGCAUGUGUCGCUGGGGUCAAGUGGGACAUAUUAUAGAAUUAGCCUGUGAUUGGUUGUCUGACACGCUAACCCCAAGAAAGAGUGUUCAGACAUCUAAACGACGAGUACGUAUCUGUGUAACACAUGAAUCGAAGCCAGAACUAGCAAUUGAUUACAUUGAAUAUUUACUGACUCAUCCUGUUAAUCGUGAUUGCCUGCUCUCUGUUCCUGAAAAGAAACUGAAAAAGCUUUUGAAAAUUCUCAGUGAUGCAAAGGAGGUUCUUGGCUCAGUUCUGAAAGCAACUGUUGCAGGUUCUGAUAGCUGCAAUCAAGCAACUGGCCUAAGAGCCUUCAGUCUCUUUUGCAGGUUAAGCAUUCAUCUUCAGAACAAGUUUUCUGAAGAAGAAAAAGAUUACCUCUUAUUUCUGAAGGAGACAGGUGCUUGGAUAGAAAGUCAAGUUUUACCUUUUCUUCGAGCAAGUGAUCAAGAGGGUGGCGUUUCAAAACGCAGUAAUGUUUCUGAAUUAAUUAUCCAGGCCUACCUGACAGUAUGUAAAGAUGUCAUAAUGGUUGGCCUUGGAAAUCUCACGUUUCAAGCACACCUUUUAGAUUUGGCUCUUUCAGUUAUACAAACAGAGAGAGGUGGCUUUUGUGCUCCAGUGUUACUGUAUGCUCUAAAAGAAAUUGUUGAAGCUUCUGUAACUCAGAAUACUGAAACAGAUGAAGUGGCAAAUCUCUUCCAUGUUGUACAGACCGUCUUCCAGAAAGUUUUAGAAUGUGUGGCAUGCAGACUCAAAAACCAGCAGGAAGAAGGGAUUCAGUUGAAGAACUCUAUUCAAGUGCCUCUUGGAGAAUUCAUACAUGCAGUCCAGUGCUGGCAUUCAUCUUGCCCAGCAGUUCACCAUGGUGUACUCUCUACUAUCCUGGCUGCCACAGUAGCAGAGAUAAAUUUUGUGCUACAGAAGGCUUCCAGUGAUAAAGACUUAACUAUACCAAAGACUACGUCAGACCUUCCUCCUCUUUCAAGCAGUCUAAUGGCCAUAAUUAAGAAGUCAGUUAAUGUUUUCAGGUCAUUUUUAAAUGAAUUAAUGGAAUACAUUCUCUCUGAAGAAAUUGGAGGAAUUUUUAGUCUAACAGCUACUGUCUGCAUUGUGAUUACAAUUAAAGGUAAGCACAAAACUUCAAUUCUAAAGGAUAUUGCAGCUGUCAUUCAGAGGAAACUGAUAACAUUCAAGGACGCUGCCACAAAACAAUCUAGCAGGACUGAAAGAUUCCUGUAUGAAUCAUCUCUGAAAAUUUUGGAUGAAUUUUUGAAUCCUUGACCAUGUGGAAGCUUUUGUCAUGAAAAUUAAAGGAAGGGAGAUGUAUUGGUUUCUAAAAAAGAUUAUCCUGUAAACUUAUUAUUAGUUAAAGUUUGUUUUCUGUUACUCUGUACAUUUAGAGCAGGCAAAAUGUAUAAAAGUGUGUAUAGAAAUCAUAUAUCAGUAAAGAUUUUUCAAACGGCUGUAAAGAAGUUAUUCUAUAUAAAAAUGUCUUAUUGGGGGGGAAUGUAAAAUCAGUACCUUUGCUUUUAUAAGACAAUUAAUAAUUGUAUCUUACGUACUUUACAAUUGAGGUAGCACGUGACCUCAGUCUCUGAGAAGACUGUAGAGCAUAUUACUAGAGGUUAUGUAAAUUAAUUUCGUUUUGAGACAUAUGAAGGACAAAAUGGUGAUUGGGAACAGCCAUCGUGACUUCACCGGGGCAAACUCUGCCUAACCAACCUGGUUUCCCUCCCUUUUGUGAAAGGAGAGAGAGUAGAGAAUGCCAUCUUUCUGGUCUUUAACUAAGACUUUUACACAGGCUUAUGUAGUAUCCGUGCAGCCAACUUGGAGAGAGGUGGACAGUUGGAGAGGUUGACUUAGAAGGUGGGUGGGGAACUGGCUGGACCAUCAGCUUUGAAGAAUAAUGAUGCUACAAAGUCAGAUUGUAAACCUGUUACUAGAGGCAUUCCUCAGGGCAGAUACUGUAGCCACUACUACUUAACAUUUUUAUUAAAGCUUGAGCAAGGGGAUGAAAUGCAGCCACGGUUUGUUGGCAGAUGACACCAUCUUGGGAGCGGCAAUGGAUACACUAAAGGUUAGGGUUGUCCCAUUCAAUGGGAUCUUGACAAGCUGGACUUAAGAAGCAUCAAAUCUCAUGAUGCUUAACAAAGACACAUGCUCUUCUACCAGUAAUGGACUAAUCCUGUGUAUCAGCCUAGGCAAGUGCAGAAGGGUGAGCUUACUGCAGUCUUCACCUACUGGAUGAGGAUUAAGAAAAGACUUUUCUCAGAGAUACACAUGAAGAGACUAUGAGGCAAGAGAAAUAAUUUGCAGCAAGAGAAAUUCUUGUUGGAUAUAGGAAAAAAAAUUCAUUAUGAGAGUGAAUUGAAACUGGAAAUGGAACAGGAAGAGGUUGCCCAGAGAGGCUGUGGAACAUUCUUCCUUAGAGAUGCGCAGGACUUGACUGACAUGGCCCUGAGCGUCAUGUCAUAAUUUUAAAAUUAGCCCUGCUUGAGCCAGGGAUUCGACCAGAUUAUCUCCUGAGCUUCCUCCCAAUUUCAAUAUUAAUGUGAUUGGGAGACAAGUAUACUACAGGGGAAAUGCCCUAGCUGUUAAACAUAUACUUUAUUACUACAUAAGUUAAAUUGGUUUAUAUUUAGCUAUUUAUAUUAAUUAAUAUUAAUGAUGUAGAUAAUGUAGACAUGUAAGCCACUUAUUUAAUUUUCUAAUGCAAUCAGAUGCUCUCCCAAGACUUGUAAUACAAUGCUGAUUGUAGAAUGUUAUUUUGCCUUAACUGAAAUACCUGUAAAUUAGAUGUCUAAGCUUAUGUCAUGGUUUAACCCCAGCCAGCAACAAAGCACCACACAGCUGCUCACUCACUGCCCCACCCCCUGUGGAUUGGGGUGUAUUGGGUUUGCGUGGCAAGGUUUUGGCAUGGGGGAGCUACAGGGGUGACUUCUGGCCAAGGCUGAGCCCAUCCGUGACAGUGGCAGCACCUCUGGGAUAAUGUACUUAA
This is a messenger RNA of Tyto alba (common barn owl), 5443 nucleotides long. RefSeq names its product non-SMC condensin II complex subunit G2 (gene NCAPG2). The coding region runs from base 283 to 3726 and encodes 1147 amino acids. NCBI's taxonomy places the organism in Eukaryota, Metazoa, Chordata, Aves, Strigiformes, Tytonidae. The record is from RefSeq and is a predicted model, not a curated record. The transcript has 28 exons. Gene Ontology annotation, biological process: mitotic sister chromatid segregation. Gene Ontology annotation, cellular component: nucleus; condensin complex.